This is a messenger RNA of Exophiala spinifera, 1731 nucleotides long. RefSeq lists its product as uncharacterized. The record is from RefSeq and is a predicted model, not a curated record. The coding region runs from base 1 to 1731 and encodes 576 amino acids. Lineage: Eukaryota; Fungi; Ascomycota; Eurotiomycetes; Chaetothyriales; Herpotrichiellaceae. The transcript is spliced from 4 exons.
AUGUCUGUUGCAAACGCAGGCGUGGCCGCAGCGGCUACAAAUCCUCUGGCAGAAGACGCUACUCGGGAUCCUGAACUAGCCGGGCCUGAGCAGUCGGAGGAAGAGCGUCCCGUCGCUCCCGAUCAAUUUGACCCGAGAUAUGAGACGUCGAAAUGGGAGAGAUGGGCCUAUUACUGCUAUUACAUUGGAAACAACGGACUGACUCUCUUCAACUUUGCGCCCACAUCAUUCCAGGAUCUCCUUUACGAAGCCGCGGGUGAUGUAGGCAGACUACAGUUUCUGGGCGCCUUUCGCACCAUCAAUUCGAUUGUUCUCCUGGCAAAUGGCAUUUCAUUCGCGAUCCAAGUCGUCUUGUUCCUGCUUUUGGGCAGCAUGGCGGAUUACGGACGGUGGCGACCGUGGAUCUUGAUCUUCUGGUCCAUCGUCGCAUUCGCGCUGGGCUUCGGCUGGCUCGGAGUGCAUACCCAGGACAAGUGGCCCAUCGCGACUGGACUGUACAUGGUCGGACUGAUUGCAUAUCAAAUGACCAUCACCUUCUGGACUGCGGCUUUCCCAGGCCUCGCUCGCAACCAGCCCAUAAUGCGCCAAAAGGCCGAGCAGUAUGAAAAGGGCGAGAUCACUCGGGAAGACUAUGACUUUGCAGACAUGAUGGAGCGCAACAAAGUCUACAACGUCGCCUUCAUCAUGCAGAGUGCCGGCGAGAUUGUCAUUCUGGCCAUUCUCGUGGGUAUUCUUUUCGCUUUGGAUGUCGACGCUAGCGCCGCGAACAACCUGUGGGGUCUCUCGGUUUUGAUAGCAUACGCCACUGGUGUCUGGAUCUGUCUUGCCAUUCCCUGGUUUAUCCUCGAGAAAAGGCGCCCAGGCCAGCAACUCCCACCAGGCAUGAAUGUCAUAAGCGUCGGGUUCUGGAACAUCUGGCGGGCACUUGUCCAGAUUUGGGAAUUGAAGCAAAGUUUGAUCUAUCUUAUCGGGUACUUCCUACUAGGCGACAGCUUGAACACAACCGUGACGGUUAUCGCCACGCUCCAAUAUUCCGUGGUCAGCUAUAACACCUUGACUCUGACGUACAUGCUCAUGGUCGGUAUCGCGACCCAGCUGGUGGGAAUCUGGGGCUACUGGAGGAUCCAGAAACACUUCGGGCUCAGCACGAAGACCAUGUUCGAUCUUGUCAUGCUCGGAAUUAUCCUGUUGGAUCUUUGGGGGAUGAUUGGCAUUUGGACCAACAAGAUAGGCUAUCACCACAAAUGGGAGUUCUGGCUGUACCAGGCGGUAUAUGGUCUGGUCGUGUGCCAAUGGUAUUCCUACAGCCAGACCAUGAUCAGCGAAGUGACGCCACGAGGCAAAGAGUUCUUGUUCUUCAGCUUGUACUCUAUCAUGGGCAAAACAUCCGCGUUUAUCGGUCCGAUCGUCAGCAGCGCCAUUAUCGAUGCUAGUCCGAAUGGAAACAACAGUCUACCGUUCUAUUUUCUAUUUGGGCUGAGCGUGCUGAGUUUCUUACUGUUGUAUUUCUUCGUCGAUCUCAAGAAGAGCAGGAAGGAACAGGAAGUGUUCUUGGCGAAAGAAAAAGCGGCCAAGGAACGACGUGCCAGUCUUGUACUUUUCAAUCAGGGUCGACCGGUCGACAACGCGCCCGGUGGCAAAGACGCGCAAGACGAUGGGGACAAGAUGGACGUGUCUGACGAAGUCUUGAGUUCAAAAAAGAGUUUAGAGAAGGAAAUGGUCAAAUCUUGA